Molecule: messenger RNA, 976 nt
Organism: Corticium candelabrum
Lineage: Eukaryota; Metazoa; Porifera; Homoscleromorpha; Homosclerophorida; Plakinidae
Product: mitochondrial basic amino acids transporter-like
Exons: 2
Coding region: 53-958 (301 amino acids)
Biological process (GO): transmembrane transport
Cellular component (GO): mitochondrion
Molecular function (GO): transmembrane transporter activity
Source: RefSeq, a predicted model, not a curated record
UACAAAUUCGACACCUUCCGUGGUCAAACACCACGCGCUUCCAUUUAGAAAGAUGGCCACACACGACUUCAUUUCUGGGUUUUUGGGUGGCAUUGCAGGUGUCGUCUGCGGAUUUCCACUUGACACAGUAGUUAUCAGACUGCAGACACAAACCUUAGGAGGACCCGUUUACAAAAAUGCGUUGCACUGCUUCACAUCUAUUGUGAGAACGGAGUCUUUACUAGGAUUGUACAAGGGGGUUGCCAUACCUCUUACAACAUCUGUAGUCACUGAAGCCAUUCUUGUCUCUCUGUAUGGUACAACAUUGAGACUUAUUGGUGGUCCAGAAGAGUCGGUCUUGAACAUACACAGUGCAAACGUUUCUCUGAAAGCCGGUGCUCUGACAGGAUUGGCUUUUAGUGUUGUAGAUACUCCACUGGACUUUGUGACAACACAAUUACGGAUGCAGAGUAAGGGAAUUAGAAGGCUCGAUGAAGCUCGUCGUCUGUUUACUGGACCGUUUCUUUUUCUACAUCAGCUGUAUCAAGAAAAGGGGCUUAUUAGCAGUCUGUAUAAAGGAUCGGUGGCGACUCUGUUUAGAAAUGUGAUUGGGUAUUCUCUGUAUUUCUUUGGUUGGGAUUUCUUUCGAUAUUUGCUUCUUCCUGCAAGUGGAAAUCGUGAAGACCUUGGCUUUGUUAGAAUCACCCUUGCUGGUGCACUGUCUGGUUGUAUUAGUGUUUGUUCUUCUUAUCCAUUUGAUGUCAUUCAGUCUCGAAUACAAGGUGAUCAAAACAGGUCAAAUCCUGUCUAUCGAAGCACAAUGGAUUGCAUUAGAAGGACAUAUAAAGAAGCAGGACUUAAAGGGUUUUUUCCAGGUCUAACUCUUGCUCUGCUAGUUUAUGGUUCUGCUAGUGGAAUAGCCAUGCUUGUUGUAUCUGCAUACCUGUCAUAUGUUCGUGGUGAAUAUGAUAACCAUUAGCACACAACAAUUUUAAUG